Eremomyces bilateralis CBS 781.70 is the source of this 2157-nucleotide messenger RNA. RefSeq lists its product as uncharacterized. The record is from RefSeq and is a predicted model, not a curated record. The transcript has 3 exons. Lineage: Eukaryota; Fungi; Ascomycota; Dothideomycetes; Eremomycetales; Eremomycetaceae. Bases 350 to 2041 code for a protein of 563 amino acids.
CUAUUCACAUUGCUGUCACUUAAACCUGAUUCACUUGAAUCCGGCUCCACGGACAGUUUCCCCUUCCGUUCAAUCGGCUACCAACGGACUAUCCUUUGAUGUAUGUGAACUUUUUGCGUUUUGAUGUUCGAUUUUCCACGCCGUGUUUCGCUCGAUGAUUUCCGACGGGGCUCAGAGAAGACUCCCAGGAAUACUCGAGACAGGUCCCGAUGCAGGGGAUCUGGCUGCAAUCCACGGCGCUUGCACCAUUUUGUUGACCCAUUUCUUUCCCACCUACACAACUUGCUGACUUUAUCCUCUGCUCGUAGUAUUUGAAUUCAAUCUUCUCCUGCAGAUAGAAUCAGCAGCUAUGGCGACCAUCCAGGUUCCCAACGAGACCAUCUCGCAGGCCUCCCGUAUCACCAAAGAGGCCAAGAAAAUCACAUACCGGUUGAAGGUCAUUCAGCAACCGGAGCGAGCCCAAGCUUGCGGAUCCGGUGCCAAAUCAUCCGCCGACCGUCGCCCGGUCGAUCCUCCACCGAUUGUCGAACUGCGCGUCUACGACGGCGACGAUGAGGUCACCCACAACUACAACGCCAACUACUUCCUGUUUGCAACCCUCGAGCAUGCGCGUACCAUGGCCCAGGGCCGUGUUGCUCCGGGCCAAGCGUCGAUUCCCGUCUUAACUGGUACCCCCGUGGCCGGCAUGGCAUAUCUGGACCGUCCUCAUCCUGCUGGUUACUUCAUCUUCCCGGAUCUGUCCGUACGCCACGAGGGCAAAUAUCGCUUGAGCUUUGCAUUGUACGAGGAACUGAAGGAGCAGAAAGAUAUGGACAGCGAGGAGCUCCCCACCUCGAACCUACCCAAUCCUGCCGAUGCGCAUGUGUCACAUCGUUUGGAAGUCAAGUCCACACCGUUCACUGUUUUCUCCGCCAAGAAGUUCCCCGGAUUGACCGAGAGCACCUCCCUCAGCCGCAUGGUCGCCGAACAAGGUUGCCGUGUCCGCAUCCGACGCGAUGUUCGCAUGAGGCGUCGUCCAGGAGAGAAGGGCGCCAAGGAUUGGGACGAGUAUGAAGAUGAGACCGCUUAUGAACGUGCCCGCCGCACUGCCACUCCAGAUAACCACUACUCUCAGAUGGGAAAUCAAGGCCAGGUGGAGAUCGUCGACCGUCCUCGUUCCGGCAGCGUUGCCAGUAAUGCGUCCUUCCACAAUAUGGGCAGCCGCCGUACCUCCAUGGAGAACAUGGCCCAAGGAUACCAGGCAUCGUACCCUCCACCCAUGGCUCAACAGGCUCCCAACGGGUAUGCUCAACCAAUGCCUUAUUCCAACGGUCAAGUCAAUGGUUACCAGAACCAAUAUCCUUCUCAUCAGACCAUGAUGCAGCCUCCUCAGGUCCCAUACCAUUCCCAGCAGUAUCAACAGCCCCAGCCUCAAAUGCACCAGUCCUAUGGCUAUCCGCAACCCCAAGCCCAGCAAUACCCGCAGCAAUACCAGGAGAAUGGACACAUCCGCCACAACAGCCUAGAGGGAUACCAAGCCCAAGUUCCGAGCAACGACUUCCGUCGCCAGCAAUCCACUCAAAGUCAGUCAUACAGCAACGGCACCAUGCAGGCCCCCUCGACGCCGUACGGUCACAAUUCCAACCCGUCAUCACACGCCUCUCAACCCUCCCUGGCGCCCCUCAAAAACCUCCAAACCUCAUCCAUCUCCGUCGAUGCCAAGUUCGAAACCAGUUCCCCCGCCUACGACCACAACAGCACCGCGUCCGCACCCGACGCCUACCACAACGGCAUGACCCGCUCGUCCGCCCCGUCCACCCACGUCGCCCAGUCGGCUACCAAACGCUCGUAUUCCGAAUCGUUCGAUACGCAGCAUCUCGACGGUCGGCUGCAACAUGGUGCCCGGCCGCAUGCAGAUGAUGCGUACGGGAUGCACACCACUGCGCCGAUGGCGUACCCGGAUACGAUCGCAGAGGAGGGCGAGUAUGACAGCGGUGCGGCGAUGAGCUAUCGACGGGCUGAUGGGACCGAGCGGAGGAGGGUUGUCCCUCUUAGCGAUUGAGGCACUGAAAUGCUGAUGGACCCCAUCUGUGGGGAUGUCAUCGUCUGGUACCCUGCUUCCAAUGCGGGAUUAUUUCCGAUCUGAUGUCUUCCAUGGUCGGGGUUCAGUGCCCCUCA